Tauraco erythrolophus (red-crested turaco) is the source of this 1865-nucleotide messenger RNA. The record is from RefSeq and is a predicted model, not a curated record. NCBI's taxonomy places the organism in Eukaryota, Metazoa, Chordata, Aves, Musophagiformes, Musophagidae.
GAUCAGUUUGAUAACUUAGACAAGCAUACACAGUGGGGUAUUGACUUCCUGGAGAAAUACGCAAAAUUUGUAAAAGAAAGAAUAGAAAUUGAGCAGAACUAUGCAAAACAACUGAGAAAUCUGGUUAAGAAGUAUUGUCCUAAACGUUCACCCAAAGAUGAGGAACCCAGGUUUACUUCGUGUGUUGCCUUUUUUAACAUCCUUAAUGAGUUGAAUGACUAUGCAGGACAACGAGAAGUAGUUGCAGAAGAAAUGGGACACAGAGUGUACGGAGAAUUGAUGAGAUAUUCUCAUGAUCUAAAAACUGAGAGAAAAAUGCAUCUUCAGGAAGGGCGAAAGGCUCAACAGUAUCUGGACAUGUGCUGGAAACAGAUGGAUAAUAGCAAAAAGAAAUUUGAGAGAGAAUGCAGAGAGGCAGAGAAGGCACAGCAAAGCUAUGAAAGACUGGACAAUGACACUAACGCGACAAAGGCUGAUGUUGAGAAGGCUAAGCAACAGUUAAACCUGCGCACGCAUAUGGCUGAUGAAAAUAAAAAUGAAUAUGCUGCACAACUACAGAAUUUUAAUGGGGAGCAGCACAAACACUACUACGUUAUCAUUCCUCAGAUUUAUAAGCAACUUCAAGAAAUGGAUGAAAGAAGGACGAUCAAACUUAGUGAAUGUUACAAAGGCUUUGCUGACUCUGAGCGCAAGGUUAUUCCGAUUAUCUCGAAGUGUUUAGAAGGGAUGAUCCUUGCCGCAAAAUCAGUUGAUGAACACAGAGACUCUCAACUAGUGAUAGACUGCUUCAAAUCUGGCUUUGAACCUCCUGGAGAUUUUCCAUUUGAAGAUUACAGUCAGAAUAUUUACCGAACUAUCUCUGAUGGAACCAUCAGUACACCAAAGCAGGAAGGAGUGAGAAUUGAUUCAAAAACUACAGUGGGCAAGGCUAAAGGAAAGCUGUGGCUAUUUGGAAAGAAGCCAAAGGGCCCUGCACUGGAAGACUUCAGCCAUCUCCCUCCAGAACAAAGACGCAAGAAACUGCAACAGAGAAUCGAUGAACUUAACAGAGAACUACAGAAGGAAACAGACCAAAAAGAUGCCCUCAUCAAGAUGAAGGAUGUUUAUGAAAAAAAUCCCCAGAUGGGUGAUCCAGGCAGUUUGCAACCGAAAUUAACUGAGACUAUGAACAACAUGGACCGUCUUCGGAUGGAAAUACACAAGAAUGAGGCCUGGCUCUCUGAGGUUGAAGGUAAAGUAGCAGCCCGAAGUGACAGGCGGCACAGCAGUGAUAUCAACCACCUUGUGACACAGGGCAGAGAGAGCCCUGAAGGGAGUUACACGGAUGAUGCAAAUCAGGAAGUUCGAAGCCCACCACAGCAACAUGCACAUCCAAAUGAGUUUGAUGAUGAGUUUGAAGAUGAUGAUCCGUUACCAGCUAUAGGACAUUGCAAGGCAAUAUAUCCGUUUGAUGGUCAUAAUGAAGGCACUCUAGCAAUGAAAGAAGGAGAAAUUUUGUACAUUAUUGAGGAGGACAAAGGAGAUGGGUGGACAAGAGCUCGAAGACAUAACGGAGAGGAAGGCUAUGUGCCAACAUCAUAUAUAGAUGUAACGCUAGAGAAAAACAGCAAAGGUUCCUGAAGCGGGUUUCUGAGAAAAUGGGCGAGAUCUUGAAGGAGGUUACAUGCAGCUGCUGGGGGGGUGGGUGGGGGUGGGGUGCUAGACUGGGAGGCCCAAGGGGAAAGCUAGUUGCAUGAGUGCAUGCAGACAUACAUUUAGUCACUAACAUUUUAGCAUCUCCAUACAUAGGUAAGGACGUAUUACAAAUUCUUCAAUUUGUGCAGGAAACUAGAGUUCCAUUACUGGAGUAACAAGGCUACUGCUCC